CUGAGGCGGAUGAGACCAGAACCUUUGUUCUCUCUCCUCCCACAACAAGAAUAAAAAUAAGCCCCUCUUUCUCAGUGGCCUGCCAAUGCGUCUGGCGAAAUUGCGCUUGCAUAUUUAAUGUUGUGGGUUGGCUAACGUUGAUGGUGGUUUUAUUAUAUAGGAAAUAGCCAAAUACCGUAUUUUUUCCGAUCGGAGCAACCCAUAGGGACCUGUGUAUGUUUUUUCCCCGUCGGCUGUUCAAUGGAAAUAAAACGCGGAACUGAAAGUAACAGCAGUCGAGGUGAUGAUCUACCAGUGUCUUAUCUACGCCUCUUGGCCCCGCCCUUGCAGCUUUUUUCAGCUGCAAUGUGGCAAGUUGUGCAGCAGGGACUCGUGGAUCACUAUGGGAUGCUGGAGGAGUUCGUUACCAUGGUGACGGAGCUGGUCCCGGAGCUGAUGAGCUACAGUCAGAGGGCACAGCUCAUCUUGGGACUCAGGUCCAGGUUGGUUCUGGAGAUGUGUCGUGGUGAGCACCCAGUCGACCUCCCAACCAUCGAGCCUCACCUGGACAGAAUCAAGGCUCCUAUCAGCACCGCAAAGGACCACCAUGUAACUAUCAAUCAGGUGGAGGAAUCAGAGGUGAACUUUGUGGAGCUGGUCCAUACUCUACUUGAGAACCCCUCUGAGAGAGAGCACUUCUUCCAAGAGAUUUUUCCCGUGCACUUUGGCUCAAAGUAUGACACAGCACUUGAGAUGCUGGUCUGGGAGUUCAUAUCGAGACUCGAGGAGCUGCUCCCUCUUCCUGACUUCACACAGAUGGCAGCGUGGCUCGGAGAUACUCCAUCAUUCCUAGACGAGUGUUUACAGUCGUUUUCCCCACCGGAAAGUUUGAAGGCUGUACUUGAACACCGCAGAAACCUUGGCCAUUUUGAAGAGAAAGAUCCUAGUUUGUUACCGAUGGAUGACUGCAUCCUCUCAUCCUUGUCACUGCCUCCCAUGACCAAACUUGUCAUAAACAACGCCUCCUGUUCAUCGAGCCCAGAUAGUUCACCCCUUCCAGAUAAAGAGGAAGAUCCCGAGCAGUCCAGCCUGGGCAGGAGGAAUACUGAGACAAGCAGAUACAGACAGAGGGACAAAAGCGACUCAGGCAAUUGGCAGCUAAUGGUCAGAGGCAGUAACGGUAGCAAUGCUCAGGAGAAGAGGAGACAAAACUCGGCGGCCACAUUUGCACACGAUGGAGUAGAUACCAUAGACCUCUCACCCUCUGAAGACCCCGUGGUCACAGAUCCAGCAACCAGUGAGAACAGCCUCGUCUUGAAAGGAGGGCGGGUUCUCAGGAAGAGGAAGCACAGCGCAGGUUUAGAAGUUUCCUCAAAGCAGUCUAUGGAGGUGUCGGCUUUCCUGGAGUCCUCAGUGGAUGUUGAGAAUUCAGGUGAAUCUCCGCUAAUCUCCAUAUGGGGAGAAUACACGGACCCUCAGGAAGCCUCUUACCCAGUCAUAACCGACACUAAAGUCCCCUGGUCGGAUGAUGAGACGCUCAACCUGCUAGAUAUCUGGGGGAAGGAUUCGGUGCAGCGGGUUUUGAAAGGCUGCUUGAAAAACCGCCACAUCUUCACCCUGAUCUCCCAGAAGAUGGCCGAGAGGGGCUACAUGAGAACCGUGGAGCAGUGCCAGACCAGGAUCAAGCGGCUGAAGAAAUGCUUCCGCCAGAGUCUCCACAGCAGCAAAGGGAAGCGCAGACAAGAAUGCAAGUUUUACGACCAGCUGGAGCGAGUGCUCGGCAGCAGAUCUGCCUCGUCUGUUCCUGAAGUCACGUACGAUGUGGAAGAGGUCAACGAUGAAGACGAGUCCCAAGACGGUGGUGAAGACUGGCAGUUCCACGGCCACAUGGGACGAGAGGAUAUCGGAACGAGAAGUGUUCCAUGGACUGACCUGGAGACCCUGGCCCUCAUCAACAUAUGGGGUGAAGACAAAAUCCAAGAGGAGCUGAGGGGCAUGCACAGGACCGGACACAUUUUUUCCAUCAUAUCCAAACAGAUGGCCGCCCAAGGUUUCUUCAGAACAGCAGAGCAGUGCCAAACACGUUUGAAACGACUGAAAACAAAUUUCAGGCAGUGCUACGAGAACAACAUGAAGGGACAGGAGCAGGUUGAGUGCAAAUUUUACAAUGAACUGGCAAGAUUUUUAAUAAAGGACGUGCCUUCACUGGAGCUGGUAGCGGAAAGCAGCAGCAACUUGGACUUGGAUGCUGGACCUGAAGAGCCAACAGAAAAAGACUUUUCUGCUUUCCCUCAACAGGAGAUGGAGGCAGCUUUAGGUGUUCAGGAAGAGAGGAAGAAGGUGCCCUGGUCCGACAGAGAAACUCUUAUCCUUCUGGAGAUCUGGGGAGAUCACCAGGUGCAGCAGAACCUGAGACGCUGCCCUCACAACGGCCACAUCUUCUCCGAGAUAUCAGAGAAGCUCCGAGUCAGCGGCUACUCCCGCAGCGCAGAGCAGUGCCACACCAGGAUCAAACGGCUGAAAGCCAGCUAUCGCCAGUGUCAGGAAAACAUGAGCUCGUCUGGAACUGAUAGAGUUGAUUUCAAAUUCUAUGAUCUGCUGGAGCAAAUCCUGGAAAAGCAGCCAUCAACCUCUUCCACUGUCGUAGGGGACUCCAUUGAAAUAUCAGAGGACUCCAACGGUGACUCCGAAAAUGAAACAGGUGAACUCACCACACCGUUGGAAAAAGCAGCGCCUGGCUCAUGGUCAGAUGAAGAAACCCUGGCACUCAUCAGUAUCUGGGGUGAAGAGGACGUUCAGAGGGCGCUGAGGGGUUUCGUCCACAACGGUCAUGUUUACGCCGACAUAUCGGAGAAAAUGCACGACCUCGGUUUCUCUAAAACCCCAGAGCAAUGCCGGUGGAAAGUCAAGUCACUGAGGAACAACUUUCGCCAGUGCUACGACAGGAAGAAGUGUGGCAGAAACAAAGUUGAAUAUAAGUUUUACAACCAGUUAGAAGGAAUACUUGGGCAAGAGGCUGUUUCUAUUGAUGAGUACGAUGAAAGAGAUGAACAAACAGACCAGGACACAGCAGGUGCAGACAGCUCAAAAUGUGCUGCCUGGACAGAGCAGGAGACUGUCGCUCUCAUCGAGCUGUGGGCUGCAGACGACGUACAGCACAGCCUGAAAACCUGCAUCAGAAAUGGACAUAUAUUCGCCGACAUAUCGGACAAGAUGGCCUCCUUGGGAUAUCUGAGGACAGCGGAGCAGUGCCACUCCAGGAUCAAAAGGUUAAGGAAGACAUACAGACGUUUCUGCAAUAGCCGGAGAAGCGGAGGACAGCCCAUGCUGUUCAGAUACUUCCAGCUCCUGGAUCCCGUGCUUGGUGAUGACUCCCUGUACGCCGAUGUAGACGGCGCUGGUGGUGACGGCACCAUGCACCCCCUUCUGGACAAGGAUCCUGACAUGUACGACCAGGCCUCAACUUGUCACCUGAUGGGCGAGUCAAGCAGAAAAAUGCCCUGGUCAGAUCGGGAGACUCGGGCCCUGCUGGAGAUCUGGGGUGAAGACAGCGUCCAAAUCAGCCUGAGAGGCUGCUUAAAGAACCGCCAUGUGUUUGAGUACAUCUCCGAGAAGAUGAACACCCGUGGAUUCACAAGGACAACAGAGCAGUGCUACACCCGUAUAAAGCGCCUUAAAGCCGGCUUCCUGCACGACAAGGAGGAAUUUAAAUUCUUCGAUCAGAUGGAGGAAAUCUUCAGGCGGGAGCUGAAAGCAGACGGGUCAGCCGGAGUGCCCUUAGUCACAGAGGAGGCUGAUGAUUCUGCACAAGUUCUUGACCAGAAAAAAGAUAACCAGUGGGUCGCUGACGGAUCGAAGCUGUCCUGGAGUGACGGAGAGACUGAGGUCCUCCUGGACAUCUGGGGGAGCAAGGAGAUCCAGGAGGACUUGAGGGGCUGCACCAAGAACAAACAUGUCUUCAUCCAGAUCUCUCAGGCCAUGGCCAGCCACGGCUACCUGCGGACCCCUGAGCAGUGCCAGACCAGGAUCAAGAGGCUGAGGGCCAACUUCCGUCAGUUCGUAGAAGGCAAAAAAGGAGAAAAACAGGAGUGCAAAUUCUUUGAUCAGCUGGUGCGGAUAUUCGGCAGCAAGUACGCAAACUCCGACUCCCUGGCUGACGAGUCUAUGGAUGUCCUGGAAUCAGGAAGCUGUCCAUCGCCGUAGAUCCUGAUCGAAAGGAUGCAGCAGGAGACGGAAGUGUCUCUCAGCACCGGCCAGACGGAGAGACCAAGAACAUGUGAAGAGGAAACAACUUAGAGACAUUUAUAUUGAAACUGCCAUACUUAUAGCUGUGUAGUGGAGUUUAUAGACCAGUCAUGGCUCAUUCUAACAGUAAGUCUGGAUGUGCCUCAGUAGAUACUUCAGACAGUUGAAAUCCUGGACGCACAGACACGUGUUCGUAUCUGUGUGUCCACCCACCAGUGUCUUUUUUUUUGUAUUCAAGCCAUGAAAUAAAAAGCAGGAUGCUCAUUGGAGUGACGGGGCAAAAAUGAUUCCCCGAUUUUGACUUGCUGGCAUCUGCCCUUAGCAGGCACACAAGAUGUUGUUAUUUUGUUGUGUGUUAUUAUUUUGCUUUUUAAAAAAAAAAAAAAAAAAAUGCUAAAUGAAUCAAAGCACAACUAUAAAGACAAAGGUGAGGGCUGGAGUAAAUUGCCUGCAGUACAGCCUGCAUUAGCCUGCAGGUCUUGUUUCAGGUCUUAUUUGUGAUAUCACAUGUUUGCACACUGUGGCCCUGCACCCUCACUGUCUCUACUAUAGGUUGCUUUUCAUGUUGAAACUGUUUCUACUGUCUAAGUGUUAACGUAAUAUCUAAAAACUAUUUAUUUGAAAGUUUUGUUUUGUUUACGGUGCAUUUCUUCCAAUAUGAUUAUAUUCCUUUCUCUGAGCACUUCCCUGUCACGUCUUGUCAGCAGCAUCACGUUUCAUUUGCUUCUUCUUGACUGUGAAGGUUUUGACAAAAGCACUCAUGAAAGUUUUAAAUGUUUGAUGGAGGGUUUAUCUAAUGUUACUUCACUUACUGAUAGUUACUUGACUGGAAGGAUUUCCCAGCUAAAAUAUGUGAAUGUGGUGGAUUCUUGAUUCUGUCAAAGUAAUAAAAAUGUACCCUUUUUUU
Molecule: messenger RNA, 5131 nt
Organism: Myripristis murdjan (pinecone soldierfish)
Lineage: Eukaryota; Metazoa; Chordata; Actinopteri; Holocentriformes; Holocentridae
Exons: 24
Coding region: 241-4182 (1313 amino acids)
Biological process (GO): telomere capping; regulation of telomere maintenance via telomere lengthening
Cellular component (GO): shelterin complex
Molecular function (GO): telomeric repeat DNA binding
Source: RefSeq, a predicted model, not a curated record